AUGCAAUCACCGCAAGUGGGAUCGAUCUACGUUGUCGCGCAAGAUCUGCACAUCCUGGGUUUGGAUUUGGUGGAAGCAUUCCAACUCGACUCCGUUCCGAUGAACGUCUUCUGUCGACAGGUAAACAACUCCUCUUCCUCCAUCGUCGAGCGGCUCAAGGCCGCCUAUCCGCAAGUAUUCAGCACCAGUCUCGGACGGUGCACCAAAGCAACAGUGAAGCUUGACCUCAAGCCAGGACAAAGACCAGCGUUUUGUCCAAAACGUCCCGUGGCGUACGCCAUGCACCAGAUUGUCGAUGAUGAACUGGACCGUCUCGAGCGCUUGCAGAUCAUCACACCAAUCGACUACUCAGAAUGGGCUGCUCCGAUUGUAGUCGUUCGGAAGUCGAACGGCAGUAUCCGAAUUUGCGGUGAUUACUCGACGGGCUUGAACGACGCUCUCCAACCACACAAAUACCCGUUGCCAUUGCCGCAAGACAUCUUCGUCAAACUUGCCAACUGCAAGGUAUUCAGCAUCAUCGACAUGUCGGAAUCGUACCUGCAACUUGAAGUCGACGAACCAACGAGUAAGCUCCUCGCCAUCAACACCCACCGUGGCAUCUACAAAGUCAACCGACUGGCACCCGGAGUAAAAGCUGUGCCGGGAGCGUUCCAACAACUCGUUGACACCAUGUUGGCGGGUCUAAAGCACACUUGCGGUUACAUCGAUGACAUCGUAGUGGGCGGAGAAGAUGAGGAACAGCAUUGGCGGAACCUGAACGCACUUUUCCAGCGUCUGCAAGAGUUCGGGUUUACAGUCCGGUUCGAGAAGUGCUCCUUUGGACGUCAGCAGAUUAAAUAUCUUGGACACUUACUCGAACACCAUGGAGUUCGUCCCGAUCCAGCCAAGAUCGAAGCCAUAAAGCUCAUGCCAGCACCCACGGACGUGUCGGGAGUUCGGUCGUUUCUCGGAGCCGUAAACUUCUAG
Ochlerotatus camptorhynchus is the source of this 966-nucleotide messenger RNA. RefSeq lists its product as uncharacterized. NCBI's taxonomy places the organism in Eukaryota, Metazoa, Arthropoda, Insecta, Diptera, Culicidae. The coding region runs from base 1 to 966 and encodes 321 amino acids. The transcript has a single exon. The record is from RefSeq and is a predicted model, not a curated record.